Trichosporon asahii var. asahii CBS 2479 is the source of this 528-nucleotide messenger RNA. RefSeq lists its product as uncharacterized. The record is from RefSeq and is a predicted model, not a curated record. Bases 1 to 528 code for a protein of 175 amino acids. The transcript has a single exon. Lineage: Eukaryota; Fungi; Basidiomycota; Tremellomycetes; Trichosporonales; Trichosporonaceae. Gene Ontology annotation, biological process: lipid metabolic process.
AUGACGGAGGAUAACAACCAGGUCACCUUCGGCGACUACGUCGAGGACGACUACGAGUCGACAGAGUCGACCGACGAGGACUCCGAGGAGUCCGAAGACAUCGAGGAGGACGACGAGUCACCACGCCUCGACCUCUCGCGCCUCCACCCUUCGUUCCACGACUUCGCCUUCUCGGCCGAGUCAGCCUACGCCGCUCUCCUCUCCCACCUCCCCCGCUGCUCACGCUGGUCGCGAUGGUUCGGCCGCUGCCCCUCCGUGGAGGUGACGGGACACGGACUCGGCGGCGCGCUGGCCGUGCUCAUCUCGGACCACACCCCGCACCGCACGGCAGUCACCACCUUCGGCAUGCCGGCCAUCUACGAGGGUGAGGGACGGCACGAGCACUGGGCCAACGGGCUCGACCCCGUUACGCGCUUCCUCCCCGGUGGCGGCAGAAGGCUCAUGAAGGACGCAAAGGAGGCGUUCCACAUGGCCAAGGGACGCCUCGGCGACCACAGCCUCGUGCACGGCGUCAGCCUCGAGUGCUAG